CAUAUGCAUCUUGAGGUGAAUAAUACGUGGCAUAGGUUUGAUAAUCAGUCCUGGCAACCUGUAUUGGUUGUCACACCUAAGGAUAUUUUGGAAAAACACUUUUAUAAUGUUACAUUUCUGCAGGUAGAUUAUACUUAUAAUGGAUCUAAAGGAGAAUCUUCAAAGUGGCCUUAUUAUAAAUGCGAAGACUGUACCUUUAAGUUUUAUGAUAAUUUCUUUGGGACUUUGAUUCCCGUGUUUAAUUUGAGUGAUGACAAAAUCAGAGUGAAUGUCCAUAAUAUGUCAAUCCGGAUGGGAGUUGAUUCUAAUUAUGUGGACACUAAAAAUGUUAGUUUAGCUAUGGAAAAAUCUAUUUGCAGAUGGUUUCCACAUUCAUGGCAAUAUGUGAUUGGUAUUCAUAGGUCUAUUAUGCAUAAUGAUUCCACGUACUAUGAUAUUCCUCUUGAUGUAAAUAUAACUGGAAAUGUUUCCAAACAUUAUGAAGGUGGUAAUGUUGUAUUAGGCAAUGAGGAAAAACAAACGAGGGAUUAUACUUUACAUCCAACAGUAUAUUCUCUUGCAUUUGUACCACCAGAUUUGGAUGAAGUUACUUUAGUGAAUUACAAAACAGAAACUUACCUGGUAAAUGCUGAUGACUACUGGUCAUUGAAGACUGGGUGCCCUAGAGCACAGCUCUGGGAUACUAUAAUUAGAUACCAUGUGGAUGUAGCAGAUAGAAGAACUCUGAAAUGGUGGUUGACACAAGGAAUGGAUUUCUCUACUUGGUCUAGUAAAAUAUAUCCAGGAAAAUUACCUUAUUACUGGUAUAUGUUAUUGCCAGGAAGUAAUAAUGAAUGGAAUCUUUAUGAUAUUGUAACACAUGAUGUUUUACAUAAUAAUACUGAUGUGUUUGAUGCACAUGCAGGUAAUCAUAUUAUAUAUAGUACAAAGAUGGAUAUGCAGAAAUGCUACAUGGAACCGACCUCUUUGAAUCCUUGUUUAAUCGAUAGGGGAGGAUUUAAUGAAACCAGGGGAUGGGUUACUGCCCAUUUCCCAAGAGCGGUCCUCUUCCCACGCAAGGAAAAGGACGGUAAUUUUAUGAAGACUUUAGAGGCUCCAGGAUUUUUACCUUUACUACAUCAGCCAGUUAGAUUUUUGAUACAACCACAAGUACAGCCAAUUGUGUUACGAUUGUCUGUUAGUGAUUUGUUGAAAGGUGAAACUGUAUGUCCUUCUUUUGAGUCUACUGUGUUGCCAGAUUUGUUUUAUUCAGUUCAAAGAAAUGCAGCAGGACGGAGACCUUUGCAGUUCGCAGCGAUUGGCGCUUUCCUGGCCGGAGCAGCUUUGGGGGCAGCAAUCGCUGGAGCAAUGACGGAGGAACUUCGAGUGGAAAUUUCAGCUCUGCGAGGACUUCAGAAUAAACAGAACUUUGUUAUCUCACAAUUAUCUAAAAAUCUGCACUCCGCAUCUUUACUUAUGGAAAGACUUUCUGCAGAACAGGAACUUUUGAAACAUCAUGUUGAUUCAUUAAGUAAGGUGAUUGAGACCAUGGAUGCAUCAUGGAAUGUGCGUAUGAAACAAUUGGAGGCAACUCAGGAGUGUGAACAUUUGCAAGCAAUGAUCACCGCGGGAUUAGAAGAAAUAAGACUGUUAUUUAGAACUGGCAUAGGCAUGGAAACUGCAUCAGCUAUAACCAUAUUAGAUCCUACAAAGGAUUCUUGGUGUGAAACUGGUGUCUGUAUGAUUAAUUUAUGGCAAAUGUCGACAUCUAAGGUUGUAAUAGGAUAUCCAACUAAGGCUAUACCGAAGAAAAUUGGUAAAGAUUGGAUAAUACCAUUUGAUAAGUUUUAUUGGUUAAAAUGGGACAAUAUGUCAUAUUAUGUGCCUAGUGAAGCCACUUAUGCGAUAGGUAAAACAACUGUUAUAGCCUAUGAUCUUUUCUCAGAUGAACCUAGGACUUCUGAUAUAACUAUAUCUAUGCCUCAGGCUACUUUGUUAGAUCUUGGGAAUUUUAAUAUGUUGUCUUGUUAUCCUGAACCGUACAUGGUUCAACGAUGGCAAAACAUUUCUUAUAGUGAUUCUUUGAGUCUGAAUGCUGGUUGCCAUAUACAUACUAAUGUCAUGAUGAUGGAACAUAUGAAUUUGACCGUUCAGAAACAUCUGUUUAGGAGUUUGAAUUUUACUAACACGAGAAAUGUACGAGUCCUGACUCAGGUGGUUUAUUUGUCUAAUCAUACUUUUGGGUUACAUACUUUUGUGCCCCAGCCACCUCUGUCGGAAGAAUAUAAACAUAUGAUGAAGGCGACGGAGGCAGCUAAGUCCAUUUAUGCUUCAUUGGGAAAGGAAAUUGAGACAGUACAUAAUCAAACUACUGAACUUCUCCAAAGAUUCUCAGGAGAAACUCAUAAAGUUAAAAUGUUGGUUGAUUCCGGAUACUUGAUUCCGCGUGACUUUCAGUAUACUUAUGAUUGUAGUUUUGUAGGUUUCUUUAGAAAAUUGGUUCAUGCAGAUGUUAGUUGCAUUAUGAGAUGGAACCCUUUCCAUUGGCUUAAGGAAGGAUUGCUAUAUGUAUGUUGUUUUGUAUUAUUUGUAUUAUGUAUUAAGGUUUGUUUAAAGAUUAAUAAGUCUGCAGGAAAGAAAACUUACAUUAAAAUGGAUAAACUUCAACAUUACAGGGACCAUGAAGCGAAAGGCACUAAGAAAAUCAAAUCUAAGAAGGAGAAGGACGGAAAGAUCGAGGAAUUAUUCUGAACAGUUGCACUAUGCAAAUUGUCAUCUUUGCAUCGAAUUUCAUAAUUUCUUGAGGAACUAUGUCUGUGGACCAGAUAAUCAUCAAACGGAUAUUAGGACGCAAGCUGAGGAACGACCUAUUAUUCAGGAAGGACCGGAUGACUCCAAUUCCGAUGUUCUCUGAAAAAGA
Molecule: messenger RNA, 2899 nt
Organism: Marmota monax (woodchuck)
Lineage: Eukaryota; Metazoa; Chordata; Mammalia; Rodentia; Sciuridae
Exons: 2
Coding region: 4-2730 (908 amino acids)
Source: RefSeq, a predicted model, not a curated record